Tupaia belangeri chinensis (Chinese tree shrew) is the source of this 1474-nucleotide messenger RNA. RefSeq names its product cathepsin S (gene CTSS). The transcript has 8 exons. Lineage: Eukaryota; Metazoa; Chordata; Mammalia; Scandentia; Tupaiidae. The record is from RefSeq and is a predicted model, not a curated record. Bases 112 to 1134 code for a protein of 340 amino acids. Gene Ontology annotation, molecular function: cysteine-type peptidase activity. Gene Ontology annotation, biological process: proteolysis.
AAGUUGACUUCCUCAUUGUGGAUACCUCAUGUGACAAGUUCCAGUCUCUUUUUAAAGCCAGUUCAGCUGAGGUCCCCUUGCUGCCUUUGAAAUCUUUCAAGGGUCCCUGCCAUGGGUCCGCCUGCUGCUUCUGUCAGAAUGAGCUGGCUGGUGGGAGCACUUCUGCUGUGCUCCUCUGUGAUGGCACAGCUGCAGAAAGAUCCCACGCUGGAUCACCACUGGCAUCUCUGGAAGAAAACUUAUGACAAACAAUACAAUGGACAGGAUGAAGAGCUAGCACGGCGUCUCAUUUGGGAAAAGAAUCUCAAGUUAGUGACGCUUCACAAUCUGGAGCAUUCGAUGGGAAUGCAUUCAUAUGAUCUAGGCAUGAACCACCUGGGAGACAUGACUAGUGAAGAAGUAGUGUCUUCGAUGUGUUCCCUGAGGGUUCCCAGCCAAUGGCAGAGCAACAUCACUUACAAAUUAAGCCCUAAUCGGAAAUUACCUGAGUUUGUGGACUGGAGACAGAAGGGAUGUGUUACUAACGUGAAAUAUCAGGGUGCGUGUGGUGCUUGCUGGGCUUUCAGUGCUGUGGGGGCCCUGGAAGCACAGCUGAAGCUGAAAACAGGAAAGCUGGUGUCUCUCAGUGCACAGAACCUGGUAGACUGCGCCACUAUACAAUACGGGAAUAAAGGCUGCAAUGGAGGCUUCAUGACAAGGGCUUUCCAAUACAUCAUUGAUAACAACGGCAUUGAUUCAGAAGCUUCCUACCCCUACAAAGCCACGGAUGAAAAGUGCCAGUAUAACUUGAAAAACCGUGCUGCCACAUGCUCCAAGUACACACUACUUCCUUCUGGCUAUGAAGAGGCCCUGAAAGAAGCCGUGGCCAACAAAGGGCCUGUGUCUGUUGCUAUAGAUGCGAGUCAUUCUUCUUUCUUCCUCUACAGAAGUGGUGUCUACUAUGAACCAUCCUGUACUCAGACUGUGAAUCAUGGUGUACUGGUGGUUGGCUAUGGUAACCUUAACGGGAAAGACUAUUGGCUCGUGAAAAACAGCUGGGGCCUCCCCUUCGGUGAUAAAGGAUAUAUUCGGAUGGCAAGAAAUAGUGAAAAUCACUGUGGGAUUGCCAGUUACGCCUCGUACCCGGAAAUCUAGAGGAUCUCUGCAUCAAGAAGAAUGAAGCACUUUCUAUUAACUGCUUUUAACCUGCUGUCUCCAGAAGAAGUGUAUCAUGAUCAAAGUAUAUUUACUGUGCUAAUUAGAAAAUAUAGUUUGAUUCUUCACUUUUCUAACUUCACAAAUCUCAAAUAAAAAGGUUGCUAAGUAAAUUAAUGAUUUACUACAGUUAUAACCGCAUGAAAAUUGGCCGACCUAAGACGAUCUGUCAUAUUUGUCAUUGUUCUGUUCUAUCCUCUAUCUCUUUUUAAGUCUCCUAGUGGCCUUUUGUAACUUGAUUGGCCUAAAAGUGAUUCAUAAAUCCAUUAUUUCAAAUUUC